AUGUCUGAAACACCUUCAUAUACAUUAAAACAACUUGGUAUAGUUCACUCCCCACAUAAAGAUAUAUCAGAUACACCGAAAUGUGGCAAUGGAGAUGAAAAAGAAGGAAUUGUGGAAAUUUUCCCAGAAUUCACUGAUUGUUUGAAAUGCUUAGAAGAAGAAAAGUUCAUUCACUUAAUAUGUUGGUUAGACAAAGCACAAAGAGAUGUAUUAUCCUGCCAUCCAAGAAGAGAUCCAGCAAAUCCGAUUACUGGUGUAUUUGGAACAAGAUCACCAAGCAGGCCAAAUCCUAUUAGUUGCUCUCUUGUUGAAGUUUUAGAAAUAUCUGCCAACAAUAUCAAGGUAAAAGGCUUAGAUUUAUUUGAUGGAACACCUCUACUUGAUAUCAAGCCAUUUUAUUUCCCAUUUGACAAAAAAUAA
Trichomonas vaginalis G3 is the source of this 420-nucleotide messenger RNA. Its product is annotated as tRNA (adenine-N6-)-methyltransferase protein. The record is from RefSeq and is a predicted model, not a curated record. The transcript has a single exon. Lineage: Eukaryota; Parabasalia; Trichomonadida; Trichomonadidae. Bases 1 to 420 code for a protein of 139 amino acids.